GUACGGAUAUCGUUUUGCAGGGAUAGAUGGGCAUUAUUAGACCUGUCAAACCAGAUUUGCAGAAAGCAAAUCAGUUGGCACCCACAAUACUGUAAAAUGUAUCCAUGCAUUCCCAAUGAAGUGCUUUCCGCGGCGUAUCCCUGUUAAUGCUCGGGAGUGGUGGGCAGUGAGAAGGCAGGCUAUGGCUCGGAAAUCCAAAACUUCACCCCUUAACACGUCCAAUGCCAUUGCUGAAUACAGAGCAAAGCAAUGUUCACAUGAUGGAGUGAAAGCAGGAGCAAAGGCAGCCGCAAUUGCAUUUGUCGCAUCUGCAAUCCCUGUGGUGAUGGGAGCACGGGCCAUUCCUUGGGCAAGGGCGAAUCUCAACUAUGUAGCUCAGGCACAUAUCAUCUCUUUAGUUAGUGGAGCGGCUUAUUUCAUUGUGGCAGAUAAAACUAUUCUGGCCUCUGCCCGGAAAAAUUCCUUUGAAAAGUUGGGUCCUCUGGAAGCAUCGUUCUAAAUGGCAGGAAUAAUUAUGUAUAUGUUUAGUCGAGUCAUGAUGUACACACAUGAAUCGUAGAGAAUGGCAGUCUAGUUUUCAGGACUGAUAAUGCACACCUUCCUGUUUUCCUCAUAGGAAAGACGGUGUAAAUGAGUUAUUGUAGUACUGCUCUUGAGGCACUUAUCUGUAAAUAUUGUUUUGUAAGUGUUGUUUUCAAUUAGAAAAAUUUCAAG
Molecule: messenger RNA, 714 nt
Organism: Cryptomeria japonica (Japanese cedar)
Lineage: Eukaryota; Viridiplantae; Streptophyta; Pinopsida; Cupressales; Cupressaceae
Product: early nodulin-93
Exons: 5
Coding region: 116-499 (127 amino acids)
Source: RefSeq, a predicted model, not a curated record